AUGCUGCAAGGACCACUGCUGAUUCCUUUGCCAUCGACAAAUCAUUAUGAUGUUUCAAACAACAGAAUGACAGGAAAAAUUUCUCCCUUGAUAUGCAACUCGAGCUCUCUGUUGACCCUUGAUUUGUCUAAUAACAACUUCACUGGCGAAAUACCUCAAUGUUUGGUAAAGUACCAUGAUUUUCUAUCAGUUCUGAAUUUAAGGAAUAACUCCUUUCAAGGCUUCAGUCCUCAGGCAUUCAAAGUUGGAAGCAAUUUGAAGGUGAUUAAUCUCAGUGAUAAUAGAUUUCAAGGGCAACUUCCUCGAUCUUUAGCAGCAUGCACGGUGCUAGAGUUUCUUGAUCUUGCGAACAAUCAACUCGUUGAUGUCUUCCCCACUUGGUUGGGGACUCUUCCCCAGUUGAAGCUUCUCAUUCUGCGACAAAAUCGAUUUUAUGGUGCGAUUGGGAAACCAAAGAAAAGUUCAGAGUUCUCUAAGCUACGUGUUAUUGAUCUUGCUCAUAAUAUUUACACUGGUGAUAUGCCUUACGAGUACAUGUUUAUUUGGAAUGCCAUGAAAUCUAUGAAUGCUAGUGAUUGUACAUAUCUAAAAGCAUAUGUUCAAGAAGAUUUUGCCACCAUUGAUCUUUCAAGCAACAAAUUUGGGGGUGAGAUACCUGAAGCUAUUGGGUACCUGAAGGGUCUGCAUUCACUGAACCUCUCCAACAACAAGCUCACUGGCCAUAUCCCAUCAUCCUUGGGGAACUUGUCAAACCUCAAAUCGUCGGACCUUUCUCAAAACAAGCUAGUAGGAGAGAAGAGAUCCCUCAGCAACUACUGCAGCUUACGGCUAAUACCGCGAGGAAAUCAACUCAAUACAUUUGACAGCAGUUCAUUCGAGGAUAAUCCAGGAUUAUGCGGAGAAUCGCUGCCAAACAUAUGCAAAGAUUUGAAUGUUGUACCACCUUCAUUUGCUGCUGACGAUGAUUCUGAAUUCAUAGACGUACCAAUGCUGAUAUCUGUUAUGAUGGGCUACAUAAUUGGACUAGUCGUUGGAGUGAUUCUUGGCAACUUUUUGACCAAGAAGAUGCAGGGAUUUGGCUGGGCAACACUUAGGUGGAGGGGCACUUCAAGAAGGCCUGCAGACUUUUGA
This is a messenger RNA of Humulus lupulus (European hop), 1131 nucleotides long. RefSeq names its product receptor-like protein 32. The record is from RefSeq and is a predicted model, not a curated record. The transcript has 3 exons. NCBI's taxonomy places the organism in Eukaryota, Viridiplantae, Streptophyta, Magnoliopsida, Rosales, Cannabaceae. Gene Ontology annotation, molecular function: protein binding. The coding region runs from base 1 to 1131 and encodes 376 amino acids.